Heterobilharzia americana is the source of this 840-nucleotide messenger RNA. NCBI's taxonomy places the organism in Eukaryota, Metazoa, Platyhelminthes, Trematoda, Strigeidida, Schistosomatidae. The record is from the annotation of a GenBank genome assembly.
AUGGUUGUUAUGACAACAAGUGGUCUACAAAAUAUGCCUAAUUUGAAUGAAAAACAGAAUCUCAAUAUUGGUUUGUCAAACGAUGAUCUUUUCAAGACAUCGUAUGGAGUUGGACAUCACUGGAGACCAGGAUUUUACUUUCCAGAUUCCAUCACUAUGUCCAAACAAAAUAAUGUAGUACCAUGUGGCAUAGAACUUGAGUCAAAAGUUAAGACUGAGGAUCACUACGAAACAACGAAUAAGUCUGUGUAUGAUCAAAAGGUUCCUGCUGAAUUUUUAAGAAACCCACGUAAUCCCUUACCGCCCCACCACUGGGAUGUUAAUUAUAUAAACGAAUUCCGUUCACGAUAUCUUUCUGGGGGCUAUAGAGGAUCACUAAGCCCAAGCCGUCAAAAAUCAGAAACGAGGGAAUCAUUCAGCAAUACUGACGACCCUAUUGAACUUUGGCGUCCCUUGUCAAUGCAGCCUUUUGAAAUAGAGAAUCACCAUAAAGAUGGACCAUCUAAGUCAAAAGGCUUUGGGCUGAGUCCAAUUCCAUUGCCUAAAGAAGGUGUUAGAAAUGAAAAAAAACCUAUGCUUGAUACAUUAAAGUUCAACUAUGCCACAGAUCAUGUACGCGUACAACCAAUUUCAAAUCAUGUACCACACACAGGUCUUGAAAGUACUUAUCAAUCAGAUUACACUCGUCCAAACAGUGUAUUGAGAAAGGUGGAUAAAGUGUGUCCAGUAGAAACACCAUUUACCCUACCAGAUCCUGGAACAAGUGUAGUUUAUACAGCACCAAAUAUGUAUAAAACAGAAUAUUCUACCAUAGGUGAAUGUCAGAGAACAUUAAUUUGA